AUGGUUGCUGGCAGUGUGCUGUUGGUGGAGCCAGAUGCUUUCACCCGCCUCUCGGAUCAGUUGCACGCCGAGCUUGAUGAGAAGAGGCGCCGUCAGAUCCAGGCGAGCAUCGAUGCGACGGGCAACGAACGCCGUCAGAAUCGCUUGCGAGGGCGGGCUCAGAAACUGAAUAAGGCUGCUCAGUUGUUGUCGCCGUUUGACAAGCGUGUGAGUCUCUCGGGCAUCAGGGUCCAGGGCCAAACCAUGCAGGAGCCGAGCCAGGUCCUCCAAGGUCUCACGGACUAUUGGAAGCCAGUGUUCACGGGGAAAGACUUCGACGACUCCAGGGCUCGGGACUUUCUCGGGGCCCAUGCUCCCCAGGUGACGUGUAGCGACCUUCCUCCUCCCACGUUCAAGUUUUUGCAGGACUUCUUGAGGCGCCAAGAGGACUCGGGCCCAGGACCUGAUCGUCUCAGGCAUGCUGCCUGGGCGAGAGCACCGCGUGGUGCGGGCAUCCUUUUUGACGGCCUGCAGUGGAUCUUGCAGGGCUCCACUUCGAGCUGGAACUUCAACGAGCUGUUGGGGGUGUUCAUCCCCAAGGGCACGGAGGCGAACGACGCUGAGGGGGUCUUCAGGGACGUCGGGGACGCCAAGCCUCUGGGCCUCAAGAACACCGAUUGCACAAUUUUGAUUGGAGUCUGCUGUUUCGAGCUCUCUCGUCGCGUGCCUGCUGGACCCGACUCGAAUCAGAGGGGUUGUGUCCUUGGCCGCAACUUCUGUUCGAACAUCGUGGGCCUGGACGCGUAUUCUCGGGUGUAUUCCAUGGGCCCUCAAGCGUCGCCCCCGCUUUUGGUUGGGUUUGACUUCGGCCAAGCUUUUCCGAGCUUGUGCCAACGCUGGCUGGCGCUCGUGCUAGAUGUGCUGGAUCUGCCUCCACCUCUGCGCUGGUUCUUCGACGCCAU
Prorocentrum cordatum is the source of this 941-nucleotide messenger RNA. The record is from the annotation of a GenBank genome assembly. Lineage: Eukaryota; Dinophyceae; Prorocentrales; Prorocentraceae.